Entrophospora sp. SA101 is the source of this 2082-nucleotide messenger RNA. NCBI's taxonomy places the organism in Eukaryota, Fungi, Glomeromycota, Glomeromycetes, Entrophosporales, Entrophosporaceae. The record is from the annotation of a GenBank genome assembly.
AUGACCUCUACACCUCAAGUUGAAAAGGUUCAAAAUAAUUCUGCUCCUGCUUUACGAAUCACAACAAAGAAAGAUACUACUAAUACAGCAUUAGAAGAAUCUUUAAAAACUUAUAAAUUACUAGAAGCGCUUCGUGCAGACGAUUUAUCAAAUUUACAAAUAAUUCUAUCAACAUAUCAAUCACAUGAAGUGUCAACUCCAAAUUCUGUUACUGGCAAUUCAUCUAAUAAUGGUACAACAUCACCAUUAAUACUAGCAGUGCAAUGUUCUAAAAUUUCUACUAUAGAAUAUAUUUUAUCUAAUUUUCCAAAUAUUAAUAUUAACCAAUCCGAUCAAUUUGGAAAUACUGCAUUGCACUAUGCUUCUAAAAAUGGCAGAAUUGAUGUAGUAGGACUUUUGUUGAAACAGUUAAAGAUCAAUGAUACGAUACCUAAUAAUUACGGCAAAACACCUGUCGAAUUAGCAAAGAAUCAAGAAAUUAUAGAUUUAUUUAAUGUAAACAAGCAAGAGUUUAUUGAGCAAACAACAACAUUAUUUCAUCAAUAUGUAACAGAUUUUAAUUAUAUAGCACUUCAAUAUUUAUUUCAAACCCCAAGAGUUGUUGCUUUAAUUGAUAUAAAUCUUCAAGAUCCAUCAACUGGUACAACAUUGUUACAUGAAGUGACCAAGAAAAAAAAUUUAGAAAUGGUGGAAUUUUGUUUAGAUCACGGUGCAGAUGUAACUAUUAGAGAUCACAAGGGUAAAAUGGCUGUUGACUUGGUCAAAGAUGAUAAAAUUAAAAAUUUACUUAAACAAGAUGAAGUUUCAUCUAGUGGCGAAGAAUUACAUUCAUCAGAUGAUGAUGACGAGGAAGAAAAUUGUAAUUAUACAAGUUCGGAUGAUAUUUCUGACUUGGCAGAAUUUAUUGAUAAUAUUAAAAAAUCAAGCGGCAUAAGCAUGAAUAAUAAUCAUGCAAAUAAGAGAAACCAUAUGAAUAAUUCAAAUAAGAGAAAGUCCGUAUCACCAAGCACUCCAAAUAAGCCAAAGUACGUGUCACAACCAAGAAAUGUCACAGCCACCACUAAUCUUGGAAGCUUAAAUAAUUCAAUUAUACAAAGAAUACAUAAUUCUUCGCCUCCUCCGCCGCCAUCAAGAAAACCAGAUUUUGAUUGGAUUUUAGAUGAUGAUGAUAGCGAAUUGUUUUCUAGAAAUUUAAUUAACAUUAAAAAAGAUACAAAAAAGCAUGAAAGAUGUAUAUUUAAAUCAAUAGAUAAUUUGCAGAACAAGGAGGACAUUAAUUUAGAAAAUAAUAUUGUAAAGAAAUGUUUAAAAAAUAUUCAUACAAUUAAUAAAAAGAAACUUAAUGGUGGCGGUGAAUUUUCUACGCUGGCGAAUCACAAAAAACUUGAACCAUCACUGACAUUACCAUUAGAAAUCGAAGAAUCCCUUAAAGAACUGUGUCGUAUUGCUGAAUUAACACCUGAGGUUCAUCUAGAAAAACUUAUCGAAUUGUUUGAAAAAUUAUAUUUAGAGAUUGAUGUCAAUCGGGAUUGGCCUUUACAAUCAAAAAUAUUAAUGUCACGAAUAUCAAGGAUGAUAAAAACUUGGGAAUUGAAUGGCAUAGAAAAGAUCGAGAAUUCAAGUAAAUUGAUUGGGAGAGUUUUCUAUUUUUUGACUGAAUUGUUUAAAAAUAUUCCCAAAGAUGUGUUUUUAAUUAAAAAUUUUGUCGAAGUUCAAUAUACAUUAAUUGACAAAAUUUACAACGUACUUAUUAAAAAUCAACAAAAACAAAAUUACAAUAAUAAUUAUCUACUAAAAAUUAUACUACCCGAUCUCUUGCCAGAAUUAGAAAAGUUGUUGGAUUAUUUAAUAUUAAAGAAAAGCAUUAUUUAUUAUACUACUUCACAAAAAUUUCUAUUAAAGAUGGUUUCAUCAAUCUUACUAUUAAUAGAAAAAAAGUCGAUGUCUAGCAUUCAAGGGUUAUUAAAAAACCUAUUACAAGUAUAUUAUAAAAUAGUAACAUUUCUAAACAUAUCACCUGAGAAUAAGGGAAGUAUUCUUCAAAUCAUUCAAUGGAUAAAACAUAACGGAAAUUUAGAUUAG